UCAUCAUGUCUGAUCUCCUGCUUGAACCUAGACUGUUGUCAACACCGGAUCAGCUCAAUAAGCAGCAGCUACAGAUCCUGAAGGAACGUUUCCAGGCCUUCUUGAAUGGGGAGACACAAAUUGUAGCAGACGAAGCAUUCUGCAAUGCUGUGCGAAGUUAUUAUGAGGUAUUUCUCAAGAGUGACCGGGUUGCAAGAAUGGUUCACAGUGGAGGAUGUUCUGCAAAUGACUUUAGAGAUGUUUUUAAGAAAAACAUAGAAAAAAGGGUCCGAAGCCUGCCGGAAAUUGAUGGAUUAAGCAAAGAGACAGUGUUAAGUUCUUGGCUAGCCAAAUAUGAUGCCAUAUACAGGGGAGAAGAAGACUUUUGCAAACAGCCGAAUAGAAUGGCAUUAAGUGCUGUCUCGGAGCUGAUUCUGAGCAAGGAACAGCUUUAUGAAAUGUUUCAACAGAUUCUAGGGAUCAAAAAAUUGGAACACCAAUUGAUUUAUAAUGCCUGCCAACUGGAUAAUGCAGAUGAACAAGCAGCCCAGAUCAGGCGUGAACUAGACGGACGCCUACAACUGGCAGAACAAAUGGCAAAGGAAAGAAAAUUUCCCAAAUUUGUAACAAGAGAAAUGGAGAAUAUGUACAUAGAAGAGUUGCGGUCUUCAGUGAAUUUGCUUAUGGCAAAUCUGGAAAGUCUUCCAGUUUCUAAAGGUGGGCCAGAAUUUAAACUGCAGAAGUUGAAGCGAUCACAGAAUUCUGCUUUCUUGGACAUAGGAGAUGAAAAUGAGAUUCAACUAUCAAAGUCUGAUGUCGUCCUCUCGUUCACAUUAGAGAUUGUUAUAAUGGAAGUGCAAGGUUUAAAGUCAGUAGCCCCCAAUCGGAUUGUUUACUGCACUAUGGAAGUGGAAGGUGGGGAGAAGCUUCAGACAGACCAAGCAGAAGCUUCCAGGCCACAAUGGGGAACUCAAGGGGAUUUCACUACUACUCACCCUCGGCCUGUGGUCAAAGUAAAACUCUUUACAGAAAGCACUGGGGUUCUGGCACUUGAAGAUAAAGAACUAGGAAGAGUAGUGUUAUAUCCAACAUCCAAUAGCUCAAAGUCUCCUGAUCUGCAUAAAAUGAUAGUCCCCAAAAACAGCCAGGACAGUGACUUGAAAAUUAAACUGGCAGUGAGAAUGGAUAAGCCACCACACAUGAAGCAUUGUGGAUAUUUGUAUGCUCUAGGGCAGAAGGUUUGGAAGAGGUGGAAAAAACGCUACUUUGUUCUUGUUCAGGUUAGCCAGUACACAUUUGCAAUGUGCAGUUACAGAGAAAAGAAAUCUGAGCCUCAGGAACUGAUGCAACUCGAAGGAUAUACUGUGGAUUAUACAGCUCCUCACACAGGUCUUCAAGGUGGUCGAAUGUUUUUCAAUGCUGUUAAAGAAGGCGAUACAGUAAUAUUUGCCAGUGACGAUGAGCAGGAUAGAAUACUGUGGGUUCAAGCGAUGUACAGAGCCACAGGUCAAUCGUAUAAACCUGUUCCUGCAAGCCAGGCUCAGAAGAUGAAUCCUAAAGGAGGAAAUGUCAAUACAGAUAUAUCCCCACUUUAUGCAGACCGUGGUCAGAAACAUGGCAUGGAUGAGUUUAUUUCUGCUAAUCCCUGCAAAUUUGACCAUGCUUCCCUCUUUAGACUGCUUCAGAGCCAGACCUUGGAUCACAGAUUGAAUGAUUCCUAUUCUUGCUUGGGUUGGUUUAGCCCAGGCCAGGUCUUUGUGUUAGAUGAAUACUGCGCUCGCUAUGGAGUGAGAGGCUGCCACCGCCAUCUUUGCUACCUUAAUGAGUUGAUUGAACAUUCAGAAAAUGGCUCUGUCAUUGAUCCAACCUUACUCCAUUACAGUUUUGCAUUUUGUGCUUCUCAUGUUCAUGGUAACAGGCCAGAUGGAAUUGGAACAGUAUCCAUUGAAGAGAAAGAAAGAUUUGAGGAAAUUAAAGACAGACUCUCCUCCCUUUUAGAAAACCAAAUAAGCCAUUUCAGAUACUGUUUCCCUUUUGGACGUCCUGAAGGAGCUUUAAAAGCCACACUUUCAUUACUUGAAAGAGUUUUAAUGAAGGAUAUUGCCACCCCCAUACCAGCAGAAGAGGUGAAGAAAGUGGUUAGAAAAUGUCUGGAGAAGGCUGCCUUGAUCAAUUACACUCGGCUUACAGAAUAUGCCAAAAUAGAAGCAACAGCAGAGAAGGACUCAGAGACCAUGAACCAAGCAACACCUGCUAGAAAACUGGAAGAGGUUCUUCACCUGGCAGAACUCUGUAUCGAAGUGUUGCAGCAAAAUGAAGAACAUCAUUCAGAGGGAAGAGAGGCAUUCGCUUGGUGGCCAGAGUUAUUGGCUGAGCAUGCAGAGAAGUUUUUGUCUCUUUACUCUGUUGAUAUGGAUUCAGCACUUGAGGCACAGCCACAGGACUCCUGGGACAGCUUCCCACUUUUCCAACUGCUGAAUAACUCACUCAGAAGUGACAUGUUCUUGUGCAAUGGGAAGUUUCACAAGCACUUGCAAGAAAUUUUUGUUCCCUUGGUCAUCCGCUACAUCGAUCUCAUGGAAUCAUCGAUUGCCCAGUCCAUUCACAGAGGUCUUGAACAAGAGUCAUGGCAACCUGUCAAGAGCAUCACCAACAGUCUUCCUAAUGUAGCUCUUCCAAAAGUUCCAAGUUUGCCUCUUAAUCUUCCACAAAUACCUAGCUUUACUACACCAACCUGGAUGACUUCUUUAUAUGACUCCACCAAUGGCUCAGCUACAUCAGAAGAUCUUUUUUGGAAACUGGAUGCUCUGCAGAUGUUUGUUUUUGAUCUUCACUGGCCUGAACCAGAAUUUGCCCACCAUUUAGAGCAAAGACUUAAACUCAUGGCCACUGACAUGAUAGAAGCCUGUGUCAAAAGAACAAGAAUUGCAUUUGAACUGAAGUUGCAAAAGACAAACAAAUCAACAGACCUGCGUAUUCCUUCUUCACUGUGCACAAUGUUUAAUGUCUUAGUUGAUGCCAAAAAACAGACAGCUAAACUCUGCAUUCUGGAUGGGGGGCAAGAGUUUGCUAGUCAAUGGCAGCAAUACCAUUCAAAAAUAGAUGACCUGGUUGAAGAAACUGUUAAAGAAAUUAUUUCACUUCUUGUUUCAAAGGUUGUUUCAGUGUUAGAAGGUGUGCUGUCUAAAUUGUCAAGAUACGAUGAAGGCACUUUCUUUUCAUCAUUGGUUUCAUUCACUGUGAAAGCAGCUGCAAAAUAUGUUGAUGUUCCUAAACCAGGAAUGGAUCUAGCAGAUACCUACAUUAUGUUUGUUCGACAAAACCAGGAUAUACUUCGAGAAAAGGUCAAUGAGGAAAUGUACAUAGAGAAGUUAUUUGACCAAUGGUAUAGCAGCUCCAUGAAAGUCAUAUGCAUGUGGUUGGCUGAUAGAUUAGACCUUCAGCUUCACAUCUACCAGCUGAAGACUCUCAUCAAAAUAGUGAAGAAAACCUACCGAGACUUCAGAUUGCAAGGUGUAUUGGAGGGAACACUGAACAGUAAAACCUAUGAUACUGUUCACAGCCGGCUGACGGUAGAGGAAGCUACAGUCUCAGUCACAAAUGCAGGAGGACUUCAGGGCAUUACUAUGAAAGACAGUGAUGAAGAAGAAGGAUGAUAUUAUUUGCUAGGUGUUUGGAGUUCUGGGGCGA
Molecule: messenger RNA, 3669 nt
Organism: Struthio camelus australis
Lineage: Eukaryota; Metazoa; Chordata; Aves; Struthioniformes; Struthionidae
Source: RefSeq, a predicted model, not a curated record